This is a messenger RNA of Meira miltonrushii, 868 nucleotides long. RefSeq lists its product as uncharacterized. The record is from RefSeq and is a predicted model, not a curated record. Lineage: Eukaryota; Fungi; Basidiomycota; Exobasidiomycetes; Exobasidiales; Brachybasidiaceae. Gene Ontology annotation, molecular function: copper ion binding; oxidoreductase activity. The coding region runs from base 88 to 861 and encodes 257 amino acids. The transcript has a single exon.
GUGGAAGCUGAUGGUACGAUCGUUAAACCACAAGAAGUUCAAAGUGUUACAGCAAUGGUUGCACAAAGAUAUAGUGUCUUGAUCACAAUGAAUCAAAAGCCAGGAGCAUACUUUUUCCACGCAGAACAAGCAACUGAUAUGUUUGCAUACACACCCGCAAGUUUGAUCACAAUGCAAUCAGCCGUAUUGCGAUAUGCAGGUAUUCCAGACAGUAUCAUGCCAGAUGCCAACGUAACCACCAACACAAAUGUUACGCAAUCUCUCGAUGAUUCAACACUUGUGCCUUUAAUUCCUCAAAUUGCACCUUUACCAAGCAAACAAGAUACUCUAUCGAUCGCUUUUUCGUUAGCAAGUGAUAAUCAAUUGUAUGCAUUCUUGAACGAUACUUCAUGGUCAGCCACUCCAGGCGAUGCAACAUUAUAUGAUGUCGUUUCAGCGCAAAGACAAAAAGUUUCAUUCACAACUCAACAAUUAGUAAUCACAAAUGAUGAUGUGGUGGUUUGGGAUUUAAUUUGGAAUAAUGAAGAUGAUGGUGACCAUCCUGUUCAUUUACACGGUUACAAUCCAUGGAUUCUAGGAUCUGGUCAAGGUCAUUACCAAUAUGGAAAAUCCUUGAAUCUUUCACAAACGUUCGAUAACCCAAUGAGAAGAGAUACUUUCCGUGUGCCGGUUUAUGGAUGGGCUGCGAUCAGAGUUGUAUUGAAUAAUCCAGGUAUUUGGGCUUUACAUUGUCAUAUCGGAUGGCAUAUGGAAGUUGGCUUUUUGACACAGUUGAACGUCUUGCCUUCUAAACUUGCACAACAGACUAUCAAUCCAUACGCUGCCGCUCAAUGUGGUAAAGCUUCUCUUGCAUCAUCUUGAUAGUCAG